This is a messenger RNA of Seminavis robusta, 2524 nucleotides long. The record is from the annotation of a GenBank genome assembly. NCBI's taxonomy places the organism in Eukaryota, Bacillariophyta, Bacillariophyceae, Naviculales, Naviculaceae.
CCAGACUUCCGCGAAAGAAGCUCACGGAGUUUCCAUUUUGCCAUCUUCAGAAGCGGCACAGCUGGAAAGAACAAAUUCCUCUUCAGAUACGAUCCCUUGAUGCAAUUUGGAUUGCCACUCCGCAUUUUUUAGUUGCUGCUGAUGGCUUGAUAGAUUGUGGAUUGCUACAGAUAUCUUGUUGAUGGCUACCGUAGCUAGACUUCCCUGUGAAUUCGUCAGCGCAACCUUCGCUUUCCCUCGUUCCAACAUCAGUUAGCUGUUUCUCCCCGACCUGAAGAAGUCACAAUACUGAACUCCACCUGAAGCGAAGCAGAGAAAAUGAAUAUCACUGGCAAGCUGAUAACAGUGGCAUUGGCCACUCUGACGAUGCUGACAAGAGACGGGCUGACCACGAACGCUUUUUCUCCCACGGCUCUCAUGGUUAGAAAAAUGGUAUCUAUGGGUCAAAAUCCUACUUCUUUUGCGGCAAUAACCCGCCUCUACUCCACUACUGAAGACUCCAAGACCACAUCUUCCACUGACAAUCAUGAUGAUGGUGAUAACGACGACGAGAAAAGCGAGGAAGAUUACAUUCGGAAACUGUUUGAAGAGAAUACCCCUCCAGAAUUGGAUGUUGUCAAUGACAACAACAAUGAAGGCAUGGACGACUUGGUCUCUCUUUCGGAUCUUGUCAUGUUGGGUGCCAACCGAUCCCUCAUGGAACAAGAUCCCGUAAUGCGCCAAGUUACGUCAGAACUGCGAGUUUGGAAGAAUUUUCGCCAAGCCGAAGCUCUCGCCAAACCUGGAAUUCCUCUGGAUGUACUCUUGGAACGCACUUGGGAUACGGCCGAAGAUGCCUUUGUGCAUUUGCGUCGAUUGGCCUAUGAAAAGGGAGCUGCUGUCCUGACACCCGAAGAAGAUGUGACUCGCAAAACCAUUGUCAUAUUGGGCAGCGGAUGGGCGGCACAUGCCCUCAUGAAGGUGGCCGACAACCAAAAAUUGCGCAUCAUUGUGGUCAGUCCUUCCAAUCAUUUUGUCUUUACACCCAUGUUGGCAUCCGCCAGUGUGGGCACUGUCGAGUACAGAAGCAUGACGGAAGCGGUCAGGGCUGCCAAUCCCAUGAUUCAUGAAUAUAUAGAAGGCAAAGCCACCGACAUUAAUGUGAACAACAAGACGGUCACAGUCAAGUUGAACCCUCUUUUGACCACCACAACCGAUGACAACCAAGAAUCACCCACCAUCCAACUCAGUUAUGAUCAUAUCGUCGUCUCGGUGGGAUCCAAAGUCAACGACGGUAUUGUUCCCGGUGCAAGGAAAUAUGCCUUGGGUCUCAAGACAACGGACGAUGCCAGAAAGUUGCGAACGGCCGUUGGGGAGUGCUUUGAAUAUGCUUCUCGGCCCGAUAUCUCGUCGGGUAACGAUCCCGGCACGUUGGCCGAAAGGACGCGACGAGUGACAUUUCUCAUUGCAGGUGGUGGACCCACCGGAGUGGAACUUGCCGGAGAGCUGUGUGAUUUGUUUCAGGAUAUCACCCGUGAGCACAAGGGCACGUACCCCAAGUUGGCCAAUCACACGCGAGUGGUCUUGGCUCAUGGUGGGCCCGAUCUAGUCCCCCAGUUCGAAGACCCCCUGCCUGCCCAAGCCCUAGCAUCGUUGCGGGCCAAGGGAGUAGAGGUGUACUUGAACACAAGGGUGCAGCAAGUUACUGAAAAAUCAGCAACUCUCAGUGUCAAACAAUUUGAUCAAGACGGAAAACUAACGGCGGAACGGGAAGAAAUCGAGGUCCCCAUUGGGUUGACUGUUUGGUGUGCAGGGACAGCACCAGUGGGAUUCUGCGAAACCCUGCUGAAGCAGCUUCCUCCCGAAGCAAGGAAUCCCGAUGGCAGAAUCAAGGUUGAUCGGUGGAUGCGUCCCGCCAUGAAAGACCCUUCGUUGUUGGGUUCAGUUCUGGUAUUGGGCGAUGCGGCUGCCCAAGAGAUGAGUGAUGACUGGCAAUCUCCAGAUGGGCAGUCACGUCUGCUGCCUUCCACUGCGCAGGUUGCGGGACAGCAAGGAGCAUUUGUGGCUCGAAAUCUCUGUCGAAACUACAACUUAACUGCCACACCCCCUCACGUUGUGUUUCCCGCCGAUUCGAACUCGUCUACCAAUGUUUUCUAUGACCCUGUCUUGAACAGUUGGCUCCAAUUCCGAGGAAUCGAGAACUCGCCUCCAUUUACCUUCCUGAACCUUGGACUGUUGGCUUAUCUAGGGGGUGGAGAAGCACUCAGCCAGGUUCAGGUCGGAGAAGUCUCGGUUGUGUCCAAAGCUGGAUCAAUUGGGUUCCUUCUCUGGCGAUCAGUGUAUUUGGUGAAACAAGUUGCAACCCGCAAUCGUGUCCUGGUAACCUUUGACUGGAUCAAGUCGUCUGUGUUUGGAAGAGACAUCACCCGGUUGUAAGCAUCCGGCUAUCUAGCCGGUGACCAGUUCGACAACAACAAAAAGACAACAAUCUGCUGAACACAUACAUAUCGCAUAUCGUACCAUGCCCGCUCAGGAGAAGAACCGA